ACUAUCGUUUAAAUAAACCUCGUUUGGCCAUCGAGUACACAGUCAAGGGGUCACCAUUCAGAACGCUCACACCAGCGGCGCCACAUAGAUAGGAAGACUUCAACGAGAUUUUCUCCUGCACAAAGUCACCGAGACGCCGGUUACAAAAGACAGAGAAUGUCUUCCAAGAAUACGCCGAAGAGCUGGUCUGACAAGCGGACGUCUGACUUUAACUUCCGGUUUAGAAUUACCAUUGCGGCAACUUUAGCAUAUGUCGUGGCUGGAUAUCAUUUCUUUCCCUUUCAACUUCCGGUAAUGAAUUCAGUUGUAGAGAGGGUCAUAUUUACGUUGCGAUGGCAACUGUUUGGAGGGUUGACCUUGCUUAUGGGGAUGAUGGGAGUCAUGGCUGUUCGGGGUCAAAGUGAUGCAGCGGCUGACCCUGUGAAAGGAAACGCGGAACAUCUGACAAAACUUCCACAGAAUAUUCUACAAAAUACAUUAGAGCAGUUCAUCUUCCAUUUCGUCGGACAAAUCGUGCUGUGUACCUUUCUCUCUUCAGAAUCGAUGAAAGCCAUUCCUUUGCUCGUCGUCCUUUUCGUUGUUGGAAGAAUCGUUUACAAAAUUGGCUACCAAAUGGAGGCGAUGAAAAGGUCCUAUGGUUUUGGCGCUACGUUUUUACCGACCAUGGCCACAUAUGCUUACUGCAUGUACUGCAUGGCGGUAUAUGGACCCGGAUAUGACCUUGGAAAGUGAUUUGAUGCUGAAACCUUAUCAUAACAUUUACUGGUGUGAGAUCAACAAUUUCUAAUUGAAUACAGGUCGUCUAAACCUGAAUGUUGGUUGUCUCACAUUAUUUUUGCCAAAGCAAAUUUUUGGCUUUAUUUCAUGAUGUAAUUUUCAGUUUCAAUAAAAUUGAAAUCAAAAACAAACUAAA
Messenger RNA from Pecten maximus, 913 nucleotides. Its product is annotated as transmembrane protein 79-like. Gene Ontology annotation, biological process: regulated exocytosis. The transcript is spliced from 2 exons. Lineage: Eukaryota; Metazoa; Mollusca; Bivalvia; Pectinida; Pectinidae. The record is from RefSeq and is a predicted model, not a curated record. Bases 157 to 732 code for a protein of 191 amino acids. Gene Ontology annotation, cellular component: trans-Golgi network membrane; lysosomal membrane.